Molecule: messenger RNA, 2169 nt
Organism: Talaromyces proteolyticus
Lineage: Eukaryota; Fungi; Ascomycota; Eurotiomycetes; Eurotiales; Trichocomaceae
Product: fungal-specific transcription factor domain-containing protein
Exons: 2
Coding region: 1-2169 (722 amino acids)
Biological process (GO): DNA-templated transcription
Cellular component (GO): nucleus
Molecular function (GO): zinc ion binding; DNA-binding transcription factor activity, RNA polymerase II-specific; DNA binding
Source: RefSeq, a predicted model, not a curated record
AUGUCUUUGGAAUCUACCCCAAAGGGCAGGAUCUACAAGUCCCGAAAAUCUCGACCAUGCGAUGCCUGUCGUCGACGCAAGGUAACUUGCGAUAUGCCUACAGGCCCUCCAUGCCGGCGAUGCGUGCACAUGGAUAAAGCCUGCACAUUUGAGGAAGGGCCCAGUCAGAGAAAGCGGCGAAUUGCUCAUUCUCAAACCAACGCCGAAUUUGAAUGCGAUGCUUAUACUCCGUUUUACGUCAACCCACAUGAAGAGAAGGAAGAUGUCUCGUUUCAGUACAUGUUGACUUCUGAGCUUCAACACUAUCGCGGCCUUCAGGAAACUACUGAGAAUGCGGCAAAUCAGGUGGACGCUGUGCAUGAAGUCUACUUUCAGAAUCACUCAAGUACUAGCAGCUCGCCUUCUGUUGCCGGACGCUACCUGUCUCCCACCCAACCUCUUGGAACUACAGCUUCAUUAGAGCGCCUUAGUACUGAAAGUGAAAUGCAGCAAACGUCCCUUGAGUUUAUUCCAGAUGCAUUCAGUUUCUAUAUCGGUCCGACAGGAGUUUCAGAUAUUCAUUUAUUGAGCCAGCAACAAUAUGAUGAGCGAAAAAUAUCCCGGCUGAAAGUCAGGGGGCUUAAAUAUCGAGUGAUCGAUCCAGAGAGCGGAGAUAAAACCAUGGACGACAAUAAUUUUGUUCCACCCACUAUAUUCGGUAUCACAGACCGUGCUCUUCUAGACAAGGCAGAGCCGAGGGUUGACUACCAGACGAAUGAGUCGGCAUGGUCGGAACUGUGGCAGAUCCUCGAUCCUAUGGGCGCGUGGCAUUUGAUCGGCCUGUAUAGCCGCUUUGUCGAUCCUUACUUUCCAAUUGUUUCUCGGCACCAGAUACCCAAUAAUGUUGAUUCACUAAGCAAUAUGCCCUUGGGCCUUUUGACAGCCAUGUGCGCAACAGCGCUCCCGUUCAUCAUGUACGAUGAGGCUUUAUAUACGCUUCUACUACGGCCACCUUCGAGCCAAGAUCUCUACCGUCUUGCAUGGUUAGGAGUGACAUCGGAAUUGCACGCUCCAUCCUUGACAACUCUUCAAGCAUGCCUAAUCCUCCAACAACGACUACCAACAAAUCUCUACCUUUCCGACACCGCAUUCACCUGGACUCUCAUGUCAACGGCCGUUUCAGUGGCCCAGACAAUAGGAUUACACAGAGACCCAUCUGCAUGGCUUAGUGUACCAACAUGGGAACGACAACUCCGUCGACGCUUGUGGUGGGCGUUGUGGGUAAUGGAGAAAUGGGUCGCUCUUGCUCGCGGCAUGCCUAGUCAUCUCCACGAUGAUGAUUCAGAUGUCACUUCAAUAGCCAUUUCCGACAUUCAAAAUACGCUGUCAACACAUGGUGACAAUCAUGCCCAUCUCUACCAUCUAGUCAACCUGACGGGAAUAUUAUCUGAUAUCCAGCAUACGUACUACACUGUUCGAGCUAUUAAUCGUACCUCUUCAGAUCUACAGUAUUCCCUCGAGGCAGCUAAGUCACUACGAGCACGACUUAAAGACUGGCGCGGUAACGUUCCAGAUGAAUUACGAUUUCGAGCUCGAUGCUGUGCUGGAGACAGUGUGCAGUCAUCCUAUGGAGAAACGCUAGAUGGAAACGGGGGUCUACAUUUAUCGUAUAUCGUUGCCCACAUGACCCUUUUUCGAGCCCUCCUUCGACCUUUAAACAAUUGGCCGGCUAUUAUGCUCCAGUCACCGUCAGAUCAAGCGAAUGCAGUCAAAGAAGGGGCAAAGGCUGUUGUCAGAGGCGCUCUUCUUUGCGUCAAGGAGUUUGUAGAGUUUAUUGAGGCUUUAACAGAGACACAGUGGAAUGCGUUCUGGCAUAGCUGGAGUCGACCGAAUUUUGCUAUCGCUGGCUCAUUUAUGGUGCAUGUUCUACAUACAAUUGCACCACUAGACUCUCCGCGCCAAGACGAACUUCAGGCCGCGGGAAUUCCUCCGAGUUGGAUAAAUUUUGAAGACGAUUAUAAAGAUCUUCAGGUCUGGAUUCGAAGAUGGAGAUGGGCAAAUCGUGUCUCUGCUAAUGGUGCUGCUGGUGUUAAAGGUCUCACCAAUCUCGGUUUAAUGAAGGUUGAAACACUGAUGGAGAAUACUAAAUUUCACGGUGAUAUACGAAGCACCUUAAUUAAUGGCAAUUGA